Messenger RNA from Emiliania huxleyi CCMP1516, 864 nucleotides. RefSeq lists its product as hypothetical. The coding region runs from base 1 to 864 and encodes 287 amino acids. Lineage: Eukaryota; Haptophyta; Isochrysidales; Noelaerhabdaceae. The transcript has 5 exons. The record is from RefSeq and is a predicted model, not a curated record.
AUGCUUGGCGAGCGCGGCUGCCUGCUCCUCACGUGCGCCCUGAUCACCGGCGCUGGCGUGUGGUACAGCUCCCGGCCCACGCCCGAGUACUUCCACUCCGAGAACUGGUGGAUCGAGAAGGAGCUCCGGGCGCUGCCAGAGUCGCACGGCCCGGGCCACGGCCGCGUGGUGCUGCUGACCGGGAUGGCGGGCUUCGUGGGCUACCACACGGCCAGGCAGCUGCACGCCGACGGCGACGCGGUCAUCGGCCUCGACAACUUUAACCACUACUACGACGUGCGGCUCAAGACGACGCGCGCGGCGCACCUGCGCGAGGAGGCGGCGGCGGGCGGCGCGUACCUGCGCCUGUUCGAGGGGGACGUGUGCGACGGGGAUCUGCUCGAGCUGCUGCUGCGCUCGGGCCGGGCGGGCGUGCGCUACUCGCUCAAGAAGCCGCUGGCGUACGUCGAGGCGAACGUGCGCUGCUUUGUUACGCUGCUCGAGGCCGUCAAGACCGUCAACAAGUCGAUUCCGAUCGCGUACGCCUCCUCGUCCUCCGUUCCCUUUUCGGAGAAGCAUCGCAUCGACCAGCAGGCGUCUCUCUACGGCGCGACAAAACAGUCCAACGAGCGGAUCGCGCACGUGUACCACCACCUCCACGGCCUCAAGCUCACCGGCCUCCGCUUCUUCACCGUCUACGGCCCGCUCGGCCGGCCAGACAUGGCAUACUUCUCCUUCACGCAGGCGCGGCACACCGCCCCGCCGCAACACACCGCCCCGCGCCCACUUGCCCCCGGCGCCCGCGGAUGCGCAUCCGCCGCUGAAGAAUACCCGGACAACACGCAGGGCUGGUGCCCGGGAGGCUCUUCCGGUUUCUUCUCAUGA